Messenger RNA from Heteronotia binoei (common prickly gecko), 1800 nucleotides. It is a transcript of the gene GSDME, whose product is annotated as gasdermin E. Gene Ontology annotation, cellular component: cytoplasm. The transcript has 10 exons. Gene Ontology annotation, biological process: programmed cell death. The record is from RefSeq and is a predicted model, not a curated record. The coding region runs from base 181 to 1704 and encodes 507 amino acids. NCBI's taxonomy places the organism in Eukaryota, Metazoa, Chordata, Lepidosauria, Squamata, Gekkonidae.
GGCGGGGAAGGAUCAAAGAGGCCCAGUGGAGGCGAAGUCAAAGGAGGAGGCGUGGCGCGCGAAGGGAUGGAGGGGCGCAAACAAUGGGCGGCAGGCUAGUCGUGGCGGAGCGCCUGUGCGGAGCGUGCCCGUCGGUCCCUGCAGUCCAGCGAAUGUACUGAAACAACAUUCCCUGCAAGGAUGUUUGCAAAAGCAACGAAGAAUUUUGUGAGAGAGGUUGACUGUGGAGGAGACUUAAUCCCCGUGUCACGACUCAAUGACUUGGAUAAAUAUCAGCUGCUGAGCUUGGUGACCAAGAAGAAGAAAACCUGGUGCUGGCAAAAACCAAAGUAUCACCUUUUGUCAUUCACACUGAAUGAUGUGCUUACUGAAGGCAAUCCCAUAAAACCAGUUGUUGUGGAAUCUGACUUUGUGAAAUAUGAAGGGAAGUUUGAAGACUACAUCAGUGGGAGCAUUGAAACUUCUCUUGGAAAGAUCAGUCUUGGAGCCAGUGGGAAAGGCAUUGUGGCUAGCCAUUCAUCUUUUGGACAUUUGAAAAAGCAGCAAGCUGAUCUGCAGAAUCUUAUGAAGAACAGCCAGGGAAGGACAAUAAAUCUCCAAAAUACAUUGCUGCAACAAAUGCUUGAAAGAAAGCAUGAAGUUCUUUGUAUUCUGACAGAAAGAAUAGUAACGACUCAGAAAUGUUUAAUAUCUGAACACAUUCAGACAGAGGAAACUGUGGCCAGUAUGGUGGGGUUACGUACAAAGGUUAUAAAGGUAUCAGUGAGUGAAAAUGGGAAUGUGAUGAAGGAUUCUAAUGUGAUCUUGGAGAUCCCAGCUCCCACAGCUAUUGCUUACAGUGUAAUAGAACUGUAUAUAAAGCGUGAUGGUCAAUUUGAAUUCUGCCUGUUGGAUCAACACCAAGGUGGUUUUGAAAGAGAAAGUGCGGAAGAGUCAGCUCAUCCUUACUCAGUAGUCUUCAGAGAUGCUCUCUUCCUCCAUGAGCCAGAUGCUGUGGACCAUGAGAAGGUGUCUGGUCCAGAAAGCCCUAUCCCUAGUGAAGCUUCAUUAAGCAUUUUGAAAAAAGAUGUCUUACAGUUAAAGGCUCAAUUCCAGUCCUUCACAAAGCUUUCAGAAGGAAAACAGGGUGCUUUAUACCAAGUACUUCGUGAACUUCUGCUUCAUGAAGAAACAGUCACUCAGUUGGAGGAUGUGCUGGACAAUAUACACUCAGAAGACAUGUCAGAAAGCUUAGAAAUGAAGGAGUUAAAACUGCCAGAGAAACAAAAUAUAGACAUGUUCUUACAGCUUUUGGGAAUCAGUUUCCAGGAUGAACAGUUGAUUUUGAGGGACCGACGUCAAAAUCAGGAUCUCCUUGUAGCUGCUCACAUCUUCCUCAGUGCUGUUGCAGAACUGUCGGAGUAUGCGCUUGUCCUGCUGUGGGCUUGCUGUGACCUCCAGGUUGUCCCUGCCCUGUGUUGCUUGCCUGAUAUGACCUCCCCAGAUGGCACAUUGGCACUCACAGACCCCGUGCUGGCUCCGCUCGCUGACACAGGAAGAUUUUGCCUGGUGCAAAGGCUGUUUGCUUCAUCAAACAUUAACCUUGAAAUGACAGUGUCAUCCAUGAGAGCUGUAACCAUGAAGAAACCCCAAUUUUUACCGUUAGUUCUUUACAUAGCAUUGCAUGGACUCUGUGCAUUAGGCUGGAAAACAGCCCAGGGGUGAAGCAGCUGCUUAGUAACUGUACUGUUUAAGACCACUUGAUUCAGAAGAGUCAAACUGGGCUUAUGUACAACUAAAUAAAUAUUUAAGACAUGGUAA